AGCGGUGACCAUGUCAUGCAGCCUUACAGCAGUGCCUCCAUCGCCUCCGCCUGGAGCAGGCGGAUCUUGAGUCGGAACGGCGCUUUCGGUCUGUCGAAGAGCUCCCGCUCAUAUCGCCUGAGGCACGCCCACGCUCCUCUACUCCUGUAGUUGAUCUACCGGGUGAGGUCGCCAUGUCUGUUGACGAGGCCACCGAGGUACCGAAACUCGGUCGUCUGGGCGUAUUUCUGUCCCGCGGCUUCGAUGGUCAGCGGUGGAGGCGGGGAGGGCUGUGGUGUUGUAAUCGGUUUGUCCUUCGCGCGCAUCAGGAGCGUCUCCGUCUUCUUCUCCGAUACCGUCAGCCCGAACUCCCCGAACACCUCAACAAUGAUGGCCAUCAUUCUCGCCAGUCCUACUGCAGGCCUCGAUACGAUGCCGGCAUCAUGGGCAUACAGCAUCCUCCAUACUGCCCUCCGGGCUCGGUCGAGGGGUGUCUCCUCCCCCGAUUCCGUCUUCCCCUCCUCCAAGCAUACCAGGCUCCGCAGAACAACAUCAUCCUCGCUGAAUCGGAUGACAUCGACCUCGAGGACCGCGGCGAAGAAGGUGUUGAACAGCAGUGGGACAUCACACAUCCUUGUCGCACGCCCUGUGUGACGAAGAAUCAAUCGGAUGGUUCUCCGUCGUUCAUGCGCACCCGGGCCCGCAUUCCAUUGUGGACUUGGCGGAUGACUUUGAUAAUCUUCGCGGGAAUCCCGGCCCUGGCCAGCACGUUCCAUAGCAUCUCUCGUUCCACCGAAUCAUACGCCUUGUUCAGGUGGACGAAGCACAUGCAGAGCGGUUCUUUUUUUCUCCGCCCCAGCUCCUGGGGGCGGCGCACGACGAACAGCAUUUCGACGGUGGAUCGCCCGGGUCGAAAUCCGCACUGUUCCUCCGGGAGGAUGUGGUUGGCUUCGCAGCAGGAGCUGAGACGACGGUUGGUAAGGAUCUUGAUGGGGACCUUGCUUACGUGAGAUAAUAGCGAAAUCCCCCUGUAGUUGUUACAGUUGGACCAGUCACCCUUCUUGUAC
Messenger RNA from Ectocarpus sp. CCAP 1310/34, 1046 nucleotides. The record is from the annotation of a GenBank genome assembly. Lineage: Eukaryota; Phaeophyceae; Ectocarpales; Ectocarpaceae.